UUGAGUGGUCAGUUCACGAGACUCGUCGCGAGAGUCUGGAUCGUGUUUCAAACGGGCUCGACGACAGUUUCGUGUGCGACAUUUCCAAUAAAAACUUGUCUCUCGCCCUUUGUUUUUUCAUCUUCAACGAAUUCAUUGACUUUGCAGUUUCCACCACCACCACCACCACCACCACCACCACCACCGUAAGGAAUAAAUCAUUGUCGAACGAAAUGCUGAGCUCAUUAAUCGCAAACUCACUCAUAUGCACGACGACAACACCUGAAAGUAGAACUUGUCAUCAGCUAAAAGGAAAAAGUAAACAUGUCCGGAGACGCGACGUCGGAUGAGGAAGGAUCCCAAGAAGACUCAGUGGAAUACGACAUCGACAAUUUGGAAAUCAUCAAAACGAUCGGUACUGGCACGUUUGGUCGCGUCGUCCUGUGCAGGCAUCGCGGCAGCCCUCUCGCCCUUAAAGUACUCUCUAUGGUUGACGUCAUACGACUGAAGCAGGUUGAACAUGUCAGGAACGAAGUUUCGGUUCUCAAAGAAGUAAAUCACCCGUUUAUCGUCAAUAUGCUCUGGAGUGGGAGGGACGAGGCUCGUGUAUAUAUGCUUCUGGAAUUCGUCGCAGGUGGAGAACUCUUUUCGUACCUUCGAGCAGCCGGACGAUUUUCAAGAUCGACGAGCUGCUUCUACGCGGCAGAAAUAGUUUCCGCCCUCGACUACCUUCACUGCAAACACAUCGUUUACAGAGAUCUCAAACCUGAAAAUCUCCUGCUGGAUAGCCAAGGACAUCUGAAGAUAACUGAUUUUGGAUUUUCCAAAAAGCUCACCGACAGAACGUGGACACUUUGUGGAACUCCUGAAUAUUUGGCGCCGGAAAUAAUACAAAGCAAAGGCCACAAUAAAGCCGUCGACUGGUGGGCACUGGGUGUCCUCAUUUACGAGAUGUUGGCCGGCUAUCCACCGUUUUUCGACGACAAUCCGUUCGGCAUAUACGAGAAGAUUUUAAGCGGUAGAAUUGAGUGGCCAAAACACAUGGACCCUAUUGCCAAGGAUCUUAUCAAGAAAUUACUCAUUGCUGACAGAACGAAAAGAUUGGGUAACAUGAGGCAGGGAGCAGAGGACGUCAAAAGACAUCGAUGGUUUAAGCUCGUCGAAUGGCAACUAGUUCCUCAGAGGGCGUUGGUACCGCCGAUACGUCCGAGAGUAAAAGCGCCUGGCGACCCUAGCUGUUUCGACGAUUAUCCUGAAACCGAUUGGCGUUCCCAGCCUCCAGUACCACCGGACCAAUUAGCAUUGUUUCAUGAUUUCUGACGACGUAGGAUAAAACUCCAAGAGAGGAGUGAUUAUGAAAAAUUAUUAUAGUAAAGUUGAAAAAUAUGAAGAAGGAUUUUGAACGUCGUUGAAAAACGAAGCAACGACGAUACUCACUCGUUCGAGGGGAAUGAGAAGGGAACUUUGUCGACUUCAGUGUUCACAGAGUUUCGGUGAACUACGUCAUCGAUAGGAGCCAACCCUGUAUGCGGUUUGCUUCGGUUGAUCAAAAAGUUGGAGUUCUCGAGCCCAUUUUAAAGCCGUUUUGACAAUGAGACGUCGCAUCGGGGCUGGAUUUUCUGUUUUGGACAUAAGAUUUGUUGUUAUUCUUAAACUUUUUGUAAAUAGCGUUAGACGAGGUGUUUUUCAAACACGUUUAUAUAGUUUAUUGUUGAAAAUGAAUAAGUAGCUCGUGGAUACGAGAAGUAUCGACGACUGUCCUGCACUGAGAAAAAAAAUUGUUGAUUCAAUAGCAAUCGAUGUUGUUGGAAGAGUUUUCUUCAAUUAUAACUGCAAUAUUUUCGAAGGGAAUGAAUCUGCAGUUUGAUUUAAAACUAUUUUAUUCGUUUACUCAUGUUUAACCUUUUGAUGAUCGUAUAUUUCAUUGGCACCCCGUAAUACCAUAUUUCGUUGUUCCAAUGACUUUUUUUUCUCAGUGUAAUGUUCUUGUUUUGACAUUGUAAAUAGAUACGAAAAAAGUGACAUUCGUGGUAACCGGUACCCAUAAAAAUCUACUGAAUAAAGCCUCGCUGUGAGAAAUGAUCGGUUUUUAGUUAGAAAAUCGGACUAAUUAAAACUUCUACGACAUUCAAAUACUAGCAAAGUUUCCUUGAAAUUUAAUCUACCCCGUCAACAACACUCGACAGAAAAUAAUGGUUUGUUACCCAUAACCGAUGUUUCCUUGGUUAGAAUAUAUUUAUGUGCUAAUGGAAAUUUUUGGUAGUGUUUAAAAGUGAUGGAGUUUUUGUUGGUUGAUAUUUCCUCGAAUGGGAUCGUUGUGUAGUUUUUAACAGUUAGGCUUCUCUGACCGAGUUGUAGAAUUAACAUCCUGUUAUCUGGUCUAUUAUGAAAAAAAUGAAUGAACGAAAUGUUUAUUUUUUAAUGUUCUCAUCGAUGAAUCAACUUGAUUUCUCUGUGAAUUAUACCUUUGUACGUUCAACCAUUUUCCUCAGUAAAUAUAUAAAUGGCAACGAC
Molecule: messenger RNA, 2493 nt
Organism: Venturia canescens
Lineage: Eukaryota; Metazoa; Arthropoda; Insecta; Hymenoptera; Ichneumonidae
Gene: Pka-C3
Product: Protein kinase, cAMP-dependent, catalytic subunit 3
Exons: 6
Coding region: 304-1299 (331 amino acids)
Biological process (GO): signal transduction; peptidyl-serine phosphorylation
Cellular component (GO): cAMP-dependent protein kinase complex; cytosol
Molecular function (GO): cAMP-dependent protein kinase activity; ATP binding
Source: RefSeq, a predicted model, not a curated record